Molecule: messenger RNA, 6840 nt
Organism: Patella vulgata (common limpet)
Lineage: Eukaryota; Metazoa; Mollusca; Gastropoda; Patellidae
Exons: 35
Coding region: 271-5649 (1792 amino acids)
Molecular function (GO): calcium ion binding
Source: RefSeq, a predicted model, not a curated record
GUUAUUAGUUGUCAAACGUCCUUUACUUUUACUUUAAAUAACGAGAAUGACGCCAGACAGUAUGACGUCAAUUCUUUAGUAAUCGCUUCCAGUGAUGAUUCUGGUUUUGUAACGGUCAAAGGGUCAGUGGAUAUAAUACGAAUAGAUCGUUACAGUAUUGGUAAGACGUACACCAAUACCAUAACGGCUACGGACAACAGCGGCAACACGGAUCAGUGUGUUGUUCAAAUAUCAGUUUCCGCACCAAAAUGUCAGCCAUGGACACUACAAAUGAGGAAUGGUCAAGUUUCGUGUAACUUUCAAACAAACGGAGGUUACAUAUGCACCGCGAGAUGUAAUACCAAUUACGUCUUCUAUGAAAAUAUUGACCAAUCAUCAGUCGAGGUUACCUGUAGCCAAGGAGGCGAUUGGAGCAGAGUACUUCCGGUUUGUGUCGCAAUCCAUUCAGCAUCAUAUGAGUUAUCGUUCAGGUUGAGUUAUCAGGGGACAGGAACUAUCCUCUCCAGUUGUAAUAGUGCUUAUAAAACACAACUGGAUAGUAGAAUGGCGUCACUGAUCUCUAGUUUGACGAACCAGUGCACGUCCUUGAAUCCACCAAUCACAGUUCAACAAAACGACCCAAUUGUCAUUGAGAACUAUUCUUCUGGGGUUUAUGCUACAAUCAGCUUACGAUUAGAACCACGAGAUCGUUCUUCCAAUGUAUAUACGACAUGCGCAACCCGGAUUAAGAAUGCGUUUACCGCGCAGAGUUCUGUGGUAGAUUCCAUUAAACAGUUGUCCAGCAGUGGCAGUUGUCCAGCCUCAUAUUCUGCUACGUAUCAAUCGAAUCCUACUAAUGGAUUUGGCUGUUCUCUUAAUGAAGAAGUUAGCCUACUGAAUCAAGCUUCCACAGUCUGUGUUGAAUGUCCCCAUGGUUAUUAUAGUUCAGAUGGUAGAUUAUGUUUAAAAUGUACAGCUGGAUAUUAUCGUGACGGGUCCUCUCAAUCCUGUCAACAGUGUCCACCUAAUUCACGUAAUCUCACACAAGGUGCUGCAUCAAUACACGAUUGUUAUGAUGAUUGUCCAGUAGGUAUGAUCUCCAGUACAGGUAAAUCCCCAUGUUCUACCUGCCCUAUUAAUACCUAUAGUAGAACAGACCAUCGUACCUGUGAACCAUGUCCUUCAGGUACACAAACACCUGGUGUUGGUGCAUACUCCGUUAAUCAGUGUCGAGGUAUCUGCCGGCCUGGAACCUAUUCCAUAACAGGUUUUGAAUCCUGUACGUCUUGUCCUAAAGGAUUUUAUCAACCUAACUCCCGAUCUGUAACCUGUCUGGAGUGUGCUCUAGAUCAGACCACCACGUCUACGGGUUCUACGUCACAAUCACAGUGUCAAAGCACAUCAACUAUAGAAUGCUACAGUGGUAGAUGUCGUAAUGGUGGUACAUGUUAUAUAGAACAACAUCAAUAUUAUUGUAGAUGUGCUGCUGGUUUUACUGGUAAAGAGUGUGCAGAUAGAAUAUUAGCAUGUGAUUCCAAUCCAUGUUAUAAUAAUGGAAUUUGUGCUAAUAAUAACAAUGGUGGUUAUACGUGUUAUUGCAGCUCAGGACGGUUUUCAGGAGUCCAGUGUGAGCAGGAUUCGAAUGAUUGUCAGUUUAAUCAAUGUAUGAAUAACGGUUCAUGUCAUGAUAAAAUUGGUGCCUACUCUUGUCUCUGUCCAUCUUUCUCUGGUUUUAGUGGAAGCAGUUGUCAGAAUAUACGUGAUGUUUGUCAGGAAGAGCCGUGUACACGUGGUCGGUGUGUAGUUAGUGGUAAUAUCAGAAGAAAGUGUAUCUGCGAUUCGGGUUAUACGGGAGAUAAAUGUGACCAAAAUAUUAAUGAAUGUUUGUCGUCGCCAUGUAGAAAUAGCGGAACAUGUAUAGAUCAAGUGGCUGGAUAUACGUGUCAAUGUGCUUCUGGAUAUAGUGGAUCAAACUGUGAGAUUACCAGUGAUAAAUGUUCUACGUUUGUAUGUAAUUCUGGUACAUGUGUGCAUAAUUAUCAAGAUGGCGUCACUUCCUGUUUAUGUCCUACUGAUUACACAAAUAUCAAUAACCAGUGUCAACCUACUAAUUAUUGUACGAGUUCAACCUGUAAAAACAACGGUAUAUGUAGGUCUGGGGGAUCGGGCUAUAUAUGUGAUUGUCCAGUUGGAUAUGAAGGUUAUCAAUGUCAACAUAAUAAAGAUGACUGUUCUGGUCAACCGUGUAAAAAUAACGCCAUCUGUAUAGACCAGGUCAACAAUUUUACAUGUCAGUGUGACUCCUCGAAACCCGAUACAGGUGGACGAUUCUGUGAUGAUUUAAAGGACAAUUGUUCACCGUAUCCAUGUAAUUCGUCCAACACGAGAUCUUGUCGUGAUCUGAUUGGUGAUUAUACCUGUGAUUGUUAUUCUGGUUAUACCGGGAAAAACUGCCAGGAUUAUGUGAACUAUUGUGCGAGUUAUCCAUGUCAGCAUGGUGGUACAUGCAGUAACCGAGCUGGGGGUUACACGUGUCAGUGUAGCAGUGGAUAUUCCGGUAACCAAUGUCAACAAACCACUGAUUAUUGUUCGUCUUCCCCAUGCUAUAAUGAUGGCCAAUGCAUCAAUACUGACGUCGGCUACGUCUGCAAUUGUAAGUCUGGAUAUAAAGGUAACAGGUGUCAGGUAUUAUAUGAUGCUUGUGCUGUAGCCAAUCCUUGCAUUGGUAUUGGUAGUCGCUGUUCUCAUGACGGUACCAGAUUCUCUUGUCAGUGUGGUGGUGGUUAUAGUGGAACAUAUUGUGAAUAUAAAACUAAUGCCUGUACAGUCUCUACUUGUUUAAAUGGUGGAACGUGUCUAGAGGUCAUAGGUCAACCUGUAUGUCAGUGUCCAACAGGUUUUACUGAUUCUGCGUGUUCAACUAAUAUCAAUGAUUGUCGUAAUACAUCAUGUAGUGCUGGAUCAGUGUGUGUUGAUGGGGUUAAUUCAUUUACGUGUAAAUGUGAAACUGGAAAAUUUGGUCAAGAUUGUCAAAAAGAUGUGACGUAUGAUUUCGAUCUGCUUGUAUCACCGAAUGGAGGUUAUUUAUCAUCGGAUUAUUUUAUUCAACCGCAGAAACUUUCAUCAACCAAUCGUUUGAGUUUAUCUUUCUGGGUCCGUUAUACCGAGUUGUCUUCUCCUGGUACUAUAGCAACUUUGUAUGGAACAAAUUUUGCAGAUAAUAUUGACCAAUCAAAAGAACUAUUACGAUUAAACAAUGAUAAUUUGGUAGCCUCGUUUGGAAAUCAACAAACUAUGACGUAUAAUGAAGGAAAGUUGGUUGAUGGUAAAUGGCAUCACGUGAUGUUAACGUGGGAUGGUAGCGUACCAUUAUUAAUGCUAUAUAUAGAUUCCAUGAGUGUGAAUUCGGCUAAUUAUGGAUACAACACACAAUUACCGCCUUAUAUGUGGUUGGUGUUGGGAGGAACUUGGAACUCGGCAACAAAAUCAAUUGAUCAAUCGAGCUCUAUGACAGGAAGAAUCAGUCGUAUGUUUGUCACGGCAUCAACUUUCUCUACCGCUGAACGCAUAUCUUUAGAUUCAACCUUGACCUACGUACCUAGCAACGCUAUACAGGAGUUUACUUCCGGUAUCUUGGAUGGCGUCAAUGCCCUAGUUGACUAUAACAGUGAAUUAAACGUUGGCGGUUGCUAUGUGAACGACACUUGUACACCUUUAACUGCAGCCAGUACCUCCACACCGAAUGCGAUCAUAUGUCCUACUGAUCUGAUGAUUGUAUCACAGAGAAAUGAUCUACCAUCAUGGCCAAAGCCAAUUUACAACAACACAGAAAAUAUCAGAACUAAUCGUUUACCAGGGGCUAAUCCAAUGGACUGGGGAACCUAUUCUAUAGCUUUUGCCGGUCUAGAUAAUCAAAGCAAUGCCGAUGUUUGUAGUUUUAAUCUUUACAAUAGACGUGCGGACUGUGCUGUACCAAAGAAACCGUUGCUAGGAACUAUAAACUGUGUUUCUGUAACCGACGGUAUCCGUUGUCAAGUAACCUGUGACCAAUCUAAUUAUCGGUUAGCUGAACCGGUUCCAGUUUAUUACAGUUGUGGUACCUAUAAUUCCUAUGGAAACAAUGUUCUGACUUAUAGAUACCCAUCAUGCACCACUUGUGCAACACCAAAAAAUGACAUCACCAUCUCAGUGACCUUUGACCUGCAACUAACGUGUGAUUCUAUUGGUCAGUCUAGUAUAGAAUCUAAUGUAAGAGGAAGUUUAAUUGGUUUAAACAGUAGAUAUAAUGGGAGUAUAUGUUACAGUAGUGAUUGUAGUGCUAUCAGUAUAAUAUCUACAUGUUUAUUUAGCAGUACAACAUAUAUAACUUUACAAUUUAAACAAAUACAGUCUACUAUAACAGUUGGUGUACAAGAAUUACCCACAGUUGAUGUUUUAUCAACAGCUAUCAUUGAUGAUGCAGCCAUUACUAUUACCUAUGGUAGUAUGGUUAGAUCAACCUAUGAUAUCACAUCUACGUCAGUAUGUGACGUAGGAAGACAGCUUCUAGAUGGCUGCUGUGUUGAAUGUGGAUUUGGAACGUAUUAUGACAUGAGUAAAUUAGAGUGUAUGAAAUGUCCACAAGGUACCUAUCUAGAUGCUAUAGGUAGUCGAUCAUCAGGGUCUGGUUCCACCCCAUGUAUAGGUUGUCCAGGUGGUAUGACCACACCUUUAGUCGGUGCCCAAACAGUAGAUGAAUGUAAAGAUUCCUGUAUUCCUGGAAGGUUUUAUAAUUUGACUAUUGGAAGAUGUGAAGAUUGUCCAGAAGGAUUUUAUCAAGAGUUGGCGGGAACAUUUUACUGUCAGCCAUGUCCUGUUACUAUGACAACUGCAUCAUCUAAAUCUACUUCAUCAUCUGAUUGCAUUUUGGGUUCCUAUAUUACCUCUACUGUUCCUCCAGAAGUAAUUAAUACGAAUGCGCCAUCUGUAGGAGCGAGUACUAGUAGUGUAUGGUCACCAGCUAUUAUAGCGUUGUUGGUGCUGGUUAUUAUAGUGGUUAUCGUAUUAUUUAUAGUCAUAGUGUGUUGCUGUUGUAGAGGAUGUUUACAGUCCAUUUGUCCGUGUUUUGUAUCCAAGGUUGGUCCUGAUGAGAAAACUGAAUGGCACCACGUUAAUAGAUAUGGUGAGACGAAUAUCAAGUUUGUAAGUUAUAAAUUAUCUGAUGUUAGGAAGAAGAAAUUAGAGAAACAAGCUCUAGUUAAAUCCGAUUCAGAAGAAGAAGUACCUCCUAGAAGUAUUUCUAUACAAGUUCCUGUGUUUGAGGAGAAAUUAAAUGGAAUGCCUGGAGUUAUAAAUGGUGUAAAGAAGAAGUCUAUACAUAUAUCAAGUAUGGCACCACGAGCAACGACUCACAGAUCACCAAAAUUAAAAACAUUAACAACACAAGCCGCAAGCAUUCCUUCUUUUACAGUGGCUUCUGGUCAACAUCCAAAACCACUUCCGCCUUUACCCGAUAGGUUACGGAAAACACCGACGUCUACUCCGGAGAAAGUACGGAGACCGCCGAGUGCCUUUAAUAAACCCCGAGUGCAUCCGACAUCUAACGAUUAUGAGGAGUUUUUAGUGAAUAAACAGCGGGUGAUACAGGAUAGUAAAAUAUCUAUAGAUUCUGAUGAUGAUGAUUAUAGAUAAAACUAAUUACCUUUUGAGAUACUUAAACAAUUACAAACAAAAUGUGGCACUAGACCUAAACAAGGCGCCAUUUUGAGACAGUCACGUGUUUUUAUGUGUACAAAGAUGGUGGAUGUGAAUAAGUGAAAUUGUUAAAAAAAAAAUACCUUUUUUAUGUGAUAACAAAUGGAAGUAAACAAACACAAUGACUUACUGUUUGUUCUUUAUAAAAGGAAUUGUUUAUCGGGCAACCAAAGAUCUAAACGUAUUGUUGUUGAACUCCAAGUUAGCUAGCCAUCUAUUAAAGUUUAGCAACAUUUCUUCAUCAGAAAACUAUAUAUGCAAAACAAACCUAUUUCUUUCUAUUGUGCUUCGGCCUGUUAGUGGUGUUGAUCCAUUAAGGAGUUUCAAUUCUUUGAUUGGCAAUAAAUUUAAAGUAUUUCUGGCGAAAUUGUGGAAACAGCAGCUUGCGCUUAGUUCUGCCUGUGUUGUCUCUCCUUAUGCACAUUAUGCGAAAUAUGGUUGCUUCACUCCCACCCUCGUUUCUCCAACUUAUUAGUAUCCCUUUAAAGAGCUUUAAAUAGGAAUAAAUUGGAAAUAAUACUAUAAAGUUGAGGAUAACAGCCGGUUGCGUUUAAUUCGUACUGUGUUGUCUCCCCUUUAUCGUAUCUGUUGCUUUGAAAUGUAUGUAUAUAUAUGUCAAAGAUUAUUGUUAUGUUUCUUGUUAUUAUUCAUAAACUGUGAUAUUGUGAUUUGUAACAUUUUUAAAAUAUUCUUUUUAUUGAUUAUGUAUUUCACGGCCUUGGACUGAUAAGCCUCCAUUUAUGGAUCGACAAUAAAUGACCUUCUAAAUUAGUGGCUGGUUGUCCGCGUAAUUUCGGGUCAGCUUUCGUAACUAAUUUUCUCUAGGAUUUUAGUCCUUUUAACUCUAUCUGAUUUAUUUUUGUUUUAAUGUAUAAAAUUAUGUUUUUGCUUUAACAGUCAAAAUUAUAUAUUUUAUCCUACUUUCUGGGGGAUCAUUUUUCCACCCACCUGCUCCUUCUUUCGGUUCUAUUUUUUAAAACUAUUUCUAAUGUUUUUAAUGUAUAUAGAUUUAUUUUUAACAAUGUGUAAAUAUAUGAAUUGUAAAUGAAUAUUAUUAAUAACCCAAUUAGCUACCUGUGAUAUUACCCGAUAUAUUUUAAUAACUUACCAGACUAUUUUUAUAUAAUA